Messenger RNA from Meloidogyne enterolobii, 571 nucleotides. NCBI's taxonomy places the organism in Eukaryota, Metazoa, Nematoda, Chromadorea, Rhabditida, Meloidogynidae. The record is from the annotation of a GenBank genome assembly.
AUGUGGAAGUUUUAUUUCUAUAGAAAACACAAAAGAGCGUUUUCGUUGCGUAAAUGUGAACAAUUUCCUCGUCGCGGGGAUGCCCAAAAGAAGCUAGAUUGGUUACUUAACCAUUUAGUUGUCAGACAUGCCCCAAAGUCUCGCCCUCAUAAAUGUUUGUUUGAGGGAUGUUCUCUCCGUUUUUCCAAAGUGGGGACUCUGAGAGAUCAUAUUCGGUGUGCCCACAAUGACAACAAUAAUAAACAGAAUGGGAAAAAAUUGUUGGAAGAAAAUAAUGUCAAAAUUUCGUGUUUCGAGUUUCGCCCACUUGUUCAUUUUCCUUCUGUAAGUGACUGUAUUGACUCGAGAACAAUUGAUUGGGCUAGAAACGAAAUGUUGAAAACUAAAAAUAUUAAAAAUCAACAACAAUCGACUUUUAAAACUAGUAAAGUAAGAGCAAGAAUAUUGCGUGACAGGAGGAGAAUUGUUAAAACAAAAGAAGAGGAUAUUAAAAUUAAAACAGAACAAGUUUCGAACAUUGUUGAAAAGGUGAGAAAAAAUAAGGUGGAAUAAAUUAAAAUUAAACUUUCCG